This is a messenger RNA of Fulvia fulva, 660 nucleotides long. RefSeq lists its product as uncharacterized. The transcript has 2 exons. Bases 1 to 660 code for a protein of 219 amino acids. The record is from RefSeq and is a predicted model, not a curated record. NCBI's taxonomy places the organism in Eukaryota, Fungi, Ascomycota, Dothideomycetes, Mycosphaerellales, Mycosphaerellaceae.
AUGCCCAUAGACGGCAACCGCCAGCAGAGUCGUGCUACAGCAGAGAUUCCAUCAGCCUUGCCAGUCCACCCUGGAGUACAGGAUUCAGCACAGACUUUUCAAAACAACAGCUCGAAUGGGCCACCUUCGAUUGCAAUUCUCGCAAUCUGGCAACGCACGAAUCUUACCAGAGGUCAAUGGAAGCGAAUGCUGGAGCUUUGGGCCUCGAUCCAGGAAGCAGCAUCGCCAUACGAGGCCUCGGGACUGGUGGCGAAGCCAGCCCCAGCGAUCGAAGGUUUCGAUGCUUUGAACAUGGAUGCAACGGGCGAGCAUUUCCAUGCCGAGAGAACUAUCUGCGCCACAUCCGAGAGCGUGGAUCACAGAAUACUGGAGCUUCGAGCCUCGAUCCAGGAAGCAGCAUCGUCAUACGAGGCCUUGGAACUGGUGUCGAAGCCAGUCCCAGCGAUCAGAGGUUUCGAUGCUUUGAACAUGGAUGCAACGGUCGAGCAUUUUCAUGCCGAGAGAACUAUCUGCGCCACAUCCGAGAACGUGGAUCACAGAACGCUCGAUGUCCUCGAUGCGAUGUGGCAUUCAGUAGAAGCAGCAAUAGGAAUGUGCAUAGGGCUAGUGGUCGGUGCAAAGCCUCAGCGCGGACCAGUAGCUAACAUGGCUUGCUGCUAG